AUGGAUUACAUUAAGGUGGCUAAGGUGAACAACGUGAUUUUGCACCGCAGGGGGCAGUCUGUCGAGGGCACGCUGCAUCUAACGACACAUCACUUGAUCUUCACGGGGCGGGGGCUGGCGCGCGAGUUCUGGGUCUCUUACCCGACUAUUGGAGCAGUAUUCAAGAACAGGGGUAGCGCGCUGAUCUCGAAACAGAGGAGCGGUGAGGGCGUAGCAGAGUCCUUGUACUGGGAUAAGGAUAUAUGGUCAGUUGCGCAGAUCAAGGUGGUGGGGAAGGAUUACACGGUGUUUUCUUUGGAUUUUGCUGUAGAGGCGAGUGCGCAGGACGUGUUUGAGUCGCUAUUACAUCUGACUGUGCUGCACCAGGUAUCCCAGUUGUACGCGUUCAUCUACCUUCCGAACAGGGUUGAGGCGCCGUUUGACAGCUGGAAGCUCUACAAGCCUCUAGAAGAGUAUGCGCGGCAGGGACUGACGCUAGAUAGAGGCUCACCGUGGCGCAGUACCGCCAUUAACGAUAACUACCAGUUUUGUGCGACGUACCCAGCGGUGCUGGUAGUACCGGCCAGCAUCUCCGAUACGCUACUGACGCACGCUAGCAAGUACCGGUCGCAGAACCGCAUACCCGUUCUGACCUACUACUAUAAAAAGACAGGCGCGUCGAUCACAAGGUCGGCCCAGCCACUACCGGGGCUUACACAGCAGCGCUCUAUUCAGGAUGAGAAGCUGGUGUAUGAGGCGUUCCAGUGUGCGCCAGAAAAGACCAAAAAGGAUCUAAUUGUAGAUGCGCGGCCGGCGACAAAUGCGAUGGCACAGACAGCGCUUGGUGGCGGCACCGAGAACAUGGACAACUAUGGGUUUGGUAGUACGUGUUCCCGCAUGUUUCUGGGUAUCGACAAUAUCCAUGUAAUGCGCGAUACUCUCAACUUUCUUGUGGAGAACUUUCUAGUGGACAAUGACCUCAAUCUGCCGAUCGAUGCACAUUCUCUCAAUAGUGGCAAGGCCAGCAACUGGCUGAAAUAUAUUAAAGUCCUUCUGUCUGCGACAGACACACUGGUCAAGUCCAUCAUCUUUAAUAAGUCAAACAUCCUCGUGCAUUGUUCUGACGGCUGGGACCGUACUGCGCAAGUCUGUUCACUGGUCCAGCUCUGUCUGGAUCCGUAUUACCGCACAUUCGAAGGCUUCAUGGUGCUUGUCGAGAAAGAUUGGCUAUCCUUUGGGCACAGAUUCGCUGAGAGGUGUGGCCAUCUGAGCUCCGAGUACAUAUUUCGGGACAACUCCAUCAAUCGCAUAAAUCUCACGAGCAAUAGCGUUCAACUUGCGGACAACGAGACCAUCGAUCAAUCGCUCUCCACCAACGACCUAGUGGUUCGGAAGUCGUCAUUUAUCAGGAAGAAGACAAACCUGAAGCUUACCUCGCCCAUUUUUCAGCAGUUUCUAGACUGUGUGUAUCAAUUGCUAUUGCAGAAUCCCGAGCAGUUUGAGUUUAAUGAACGCUUCCUGAGGCGACUCGUCUACCACCUUUAUUCAUGCCAAUACGGCACCUUCAUUUUUGACAACGAGCAAGAGCGCGUGCUACGCGAAGCCUCCAAAGUUACACGUAGCGUAUGGGACUACUUUCGUUCGCGCCCGCGGGAGUUCACGAAUCCGGCAUAUAAGCCAGUUGGUCCUGACGAAGAGGAGGACUGGCUUCUUCCAGACCUGAACAAACUGCAGUGGUGGUGGCAGUUGUUCGGGCGCAGGCAGCAUGAGUUUUCUGACGCAGGCUCUUCGCCCAACACACAGGGUACUAGCAACGCUAUGUCAGCAGCUGCUAGUGAGAACGGCAAGAAUAUAUACAAAUUAACUUCCAAGCUGACUACAUUUUCACUAGAGAUCUUUGGCAAGAAAUAA
Molecule: messenger RNA, 1890 nt
Organism: Eremothecium gossypii ATCC 10895
Lineage: Eukaryota; Fungi; Ascomycota; Saccharomycetes; Saccharomycetales; Saccharomycetaceae
Gene: YMR1
Product: phosphatidylinositol-3-phosphatase YMR1
Exons: 2
Coding region: 1-1890 (629 amino acids)
Biological process (GO): dephosphorylation
Molecular function (GO): phosphatase activity
Source: RefSeq, marked provisional